AGUAUCCGUUACAAAACACAUUUGACGUCCACCGUUUCACAUUUUCAAGAUUCAAAAGUUGAUUCAAAAAGCUGAAAUCCCUCGUCAUUUCCUCUUCACAUAAAAAAGCUCCAAAAAUUAUCACUCCUCCAUUUCCGUUCAUCAUCACUUGCAACGAUGGAAGCUCACUCAGAGAUGCAAAUCCCAGUAUUCACAGUUUGGAAGAACAACGCAAUCCUCAAGAACAUCUUCCUAAUCAACUCCCCCCCUGUAAAUCAAAACGAAACCCAGCAAGAAAAUGACGAAAUUUGUAAAAUCAAUCAAGAAUUUGAAGAGACAUUGGUAGUUGGUCGACACCCAGAUUGCGAUAUUCGAGUUGAACAUCCCAGUAUUAGCCGUUUUCAUCUCCGUAUUCACUCCAAACCCUCUUCCAAGCACCUUUCUCUCACUGAUUUGUCUUCUGUACACGGAACAUGGAUUUCAGGAAGAAGGAUAGAACCAAAUAUAAGAACAAGGAUGAAUGAGAGUGAUAGUUUGAGGAUUGGAGGAUCAAGUAGGGUUUACAAGUUGCACUGGAUUCCAGUGAGCCAAGCUUAUGACGUUUCCAACCCUUUUGUUCCUCCCUUGGACUUCGUGGAGCUGCCCGAAGACGAGGAUGAAGAGAUCAUCAAGGAUGAGAGUUCACUAGGACUUGGAAAUGAGGAGGUACAAGGAGUUGAUUCUGUUUCAAAGGGUUUAGUGUUUGGUGUUCUGUGUGAUGAUGAUAGAUUGGUUGUAGAGAAAGUUGCUGAGAUAACAGAAGAAAAAUGUAUGGCAGUGGAUAAUGAGUGUGUUGAAUUGGAAAAUGAGGAGGUACAAGUGUUUGGUGUUCUGUGUGAUGAUGAUGAUAGAUUGGUUGUAGAGAAAGUUGCUGAGAAAACAGAAGAAAAACUUACGUCAGUGGAUAAUGAGUGUGUUGGACUGGAAAGCCCUGAUAUGGAAAUCUUGAGGCCUCCAUUUGUAGAUGAAAACUCGCAAGUAUCUGCACAGGAAUUACUGGAUAACGGAAAUGUGCAAUCUCUGGAUUCGGCUUUGGAAGGCUUGAUAUCUCCAUUUCUGGAUGAAAAAUCUCAAGUAUUUGUGCAGGGAUUAGUGGAUGAAGAAAAUGUACAACCUCUGGAUUCUGCUUUGGAAGGCUUGGUGUCUCAGUUUCUGGAUGAAAACUCGCAAGUAUCUGUGCAGGAGUUAGUGGUUAAUGAAAAUGUGCAACUUCUGGAUUCUGCUUUGGAAGGUUUGGUGCCCUUAUUUCUGGGUGAGAACUGGGAAUGGGUUGGGCAGAAAUGGAAUUAUAUGGCAUGUCCCACAGAAGAAGAACAUCCCGAGCUAGUGAAGAAUGAAGAUAUAGGAUCUGUUCCUGUUUUAGAGGCUUUGGAAACCUUGUUUCUGGACGAAAACACUGAACAGCUUGUGCUAGAAGAAGAAGAGGAUGAAGAUAUCAUCAAGGAUGAGAGUCCUCAAGAACAGGAAAAUGAGGAGGUACAAGCAGUUGAUUCAUUUUCAGAGGGUUUAGAGUUUGGUGCUGCAUGUGAUGAUGAUGUAUUGGUUAAAGAGCAAGUAGCUCCAAAAACAGAAGAAGUGUGGAAUUUCUGGUGUGGAUCACCUGUAGCACCACCAUCACCUCUUGUCACUAAUGGGAUUCUUCUUAAUACUGCAAAACUUCACCUUGACAUAGAAAACCAGUCCGCAGAAAAUAAACCUGAACCUAGAAUGCUAUCUGAAAGGAAAUUUCCAGGAAGUGUCAAUGUGAACUCAUCACUUAAGGAACACAAUGGGGGCAAACUAUGGAGUUUCUGGUCUGGAAAUAUGGGGGUUGAAUCUUCAGUGUGUUCAUCUUUCUCUGAUGCAAGCUUCUUAUCAGAGUCUGAAAACAAAUCAUCGAGAAAUGGCUUUGAGAGUCCAUUUGGGAGUCCUCUGAUGGAAUCAGAUCAGAAGUCUGCAAGUAGCAUUUGGUCCAGAAGAGGGAAACUACAAAGUGCUCCCCAAAUUUCAACAAACAUUUCUGAAAAAAAGAAACUGAGAAGUGAUCAGAAGAAUGUUAAGCAUGAGCCUGUUUCCAGGGCUCUCUUUCAUGAAGUGGAAACCCAAGAAGAAGAAGAAGUUUUUACUCCAGACAAAGAGAAUUUCACCCCUAAUACUCACAAGUCAAUGAGAAAGUUGGUUAUGUUAAAAGAAGUGAAGAAUUCAAGUUCACCCCUUUUAAAGAUUAUUGGAAGUCCGAAAAUCUACUAUGAGGACAACAUGAUGUCUCCUUCAUCAGAUAAAGAGAAUUAUUCACCCAGAACUUUUCUGGAGAAGAAAACAGCACGACGUGGUUCUCUGAAUCAAGUAAAAUCACUUCGGGUGAAAGAGAAAAAAGGUGGAAGGAUGCCUUUUCAAUCUCUUCUUGCAGAUUCACCUAAGAAUAGUUCAUCUGAAACUUGCUUUCCUGGUGCUGCUAAAAUCACAAGCAAGACUAAUAUACCGGAGAAAUGCUCUGGUGAGAGAACCCAAAAAUGGAGUAUGCUAGUGGACACUACUACUCUACUGAACAAAGAAUCAAGAAAGGCAUUGCAGCUUCUUGAAGGUCUCAAGGGAACCCAACUUAUCAUCCCCAAAAUAGUGAUAAAGGAUCUUGCUUGUUUGAAAAGACAAACGAGUUUCUUCAGAAGAAAUACAGAGGUAUCAUCAGCAUUAGAAUGGAUAGAAGAUUGCAUGGUGAAAACACAGUGGUGGAUCCAUGUUCAGAAUUCCACAGAGGAAGUGCAGUCUGUUGCAGCAACCCCUCCUGCAUCACCUUACUCCUCUCAAGUCAGUUGUGGGACAACUGCAGGCUCCUUCCCCUUCUCUGCCCUUGAACUUCUCUCGCCCUCGACAGAAGAUCAUGUUCUUGACUAUGCUCUUAGCUUCAGGAGGAAUAAGAAUGAGGGACAACUCGUCCUUCUUAGUGAUGACAUUACCUUGAAGAUUAAGGCCAUGGCAGAGGGUAUAAUCUGUGAGACGGCAGAGGAUUUCAGGGAAAGUCUGGUGAACCCUUUCUCCGAGAGGUUCCUGUGGACCGACAGCUCCCCGAGAGGUCAAACCUGGUCUUACUCAGACGACUUUGUUCUACGAGAGAAGUUUUAUCCUAGCUCGUUGAAGAUGAUGAUGACACCGAAGGCUAUGGAGAAUGUCAAGGGUCUGAAGCUGAUCUUGCUUCAUAAUUCACAGUAUUUUGAACGAAUGACUGCAAUUUACUAGGAUUGAUGAUUAUUAUGGCUUUUUGCUGAAACUUCUAGGAAGUUGUAAAUGAUGAUCGAUUCGAUUCAAUUCAAGUUGAUGAUGAUGAUCUUUGAUGAUGAUCAAUUCACUAGGAUGUUUUUGCUGUUCGUUCAAUAAUAAAAUGGUAUCAAUUCUUUAUC
This is a messenger RNA of Spinacia oleracea (spinach), 3395 nucleotides long. Its product is annotated as FHA domain-containing protein PS1. The record is from RefSeq and is a predicted model, not a curated record. Bases 157 to 3234 code for a protein of 1025 amino acids. Gene Ontology annotation, cellular component: nuclear membrane. The transcript is spliced from 7 exons. NCBI's taxonomy places the organism in Eukaryota, Viridiplantae, Streptophyta, Magnoliopsida, Caryophyllales, Amaranthaceae. Gene Ontology annotation, molecular function: protein binding.